Messenger RNA from Pygocentrus nattereri (red-bellied piranha), 3571 nucleotides. It is a transcript of the gene slc7a14a, whose product is annotated as solute carrier family 7 member 14a. Gene Ontology annotation, molecular function: amino acid transmembrane transporter activity. The transcript is spliced from 7 exons. Gene Ontology annotation, cellular component: plasma membrane. NCBI's taxonomy places the organism in Eukaryota, Metazoa, Chordata, Actinopteri, Characiformes, Serrasalmidae. Gene Ontology annotation, biological process: transmembrane transport; amino acid transport. The record is from RefSeq and is a predicted model, not a curated record. Bases 1 to 2352 code for a protein of 783 amino acids.
AUGAGUCGGGUCCUGGCAAAGCUGGACCCUCGGCGAGUCCAGUGGUCAGCCUUCAGCUCCCGAAUCCUCCGGACCAAACCUGUAGAGUCCAUGCUGGACAGCUCGGCUAGCACAGCGGGCACAGGUCCACACGGCACCAGGCUGGCGCGAGUGCUGACCACAGUGGAUCUAGUCUCUCUGGGAGUGGGCAGCUGUGUUGGGACAGGCAUGUAUGUGGUCUCCGGGCUGGUUGCUAAGGAAAUGGCCGGCCCAGGGGUCAUCGUGUCUUUCAUCAUCGCCGCUGUGGCCUCCAUACUGUCAGGUGUGUGUUAUGCUGAAUUCGGUGUGCGGGUGCCAAAGACCACAGGCUCUGCCUACACCUACAGCUAUGUGACGGUGGGCGAGUUCGUGGCAUUCUUUAUUGGCUGGAAUCUGAUCCUGGAGUACCUGAUUGGCACGGCAGCGGGAGCCAGUGCCCUCAGCAGCAUGUUCGACUCUCUGGCCAAUCACAGCAUUAGCAGCUUCAUGAUCAGCCACGUAGGAACCCUGAAUGGACUGGGUAAAGGUGAGCAGUCAUACCCAGACAUUCUGGCCUUGAUCAUUGCUAUCCUGGUCACAGUAAUUGUGGCUCUGGGGGUAAAGAACUCUGUGGGCUUCAACAAUGUCCUGAAUGUCAUCAACCUGAUGGUGUGGGUCUUCAUGAUGAUUGCAGGACUUUUCUUCGUCAGUGGAGCAAACUGGGACGAAGGACGAUUUCUGCCAUUCGGCUGGUCAGGGGUGAUGCAGGGUGCUGCCACCUGCUUCUAUGCCUUUAUUGGGUUUGACAUCAUCGCCACGACAGGAGAGGAGGCCAAAAGCCCGAACACGUCCAUCCCGUACGCCAUCACCGCAUCACUGGUCACCUGCCUGACCGCAUAUGUCUCUGUGAGUGUUAUUCUCACUCUGAUGGUGCCGUACACAGAGAUCGACGCUGAUGCUCCACUGAUGGAGAUGUUCUCUCUGCACGGCUUUCAGGCAGCCAAAUACAUCGUGGCCAUCGGCUCCAUCGCUGGACUGACUGUCAGCCUGCUGGGGUCACUCUUCCCCAUGCCCAGGGUCAUCUACGCCAUGGCUGGAGACGGCCUGCUAUUCAGGUUCUUGGCCCAUGUGAGCGCUUACACGGAGACUCCAGUCGUGGCCUGCAUUGUGUCUGGGUUUCUUGCUGCCCUGCUGGCUUUGUUGGUCAGUCUGCGUGACCUGAUCGAGAUGAUGUCCAUCGGCACCCUGCUGGCCUACACUUUAGUGUCAGUGUGCGUGCUGCUGCUUCGCUACCAACCUGAGAGUGACAUCCACGGCUUCGUUAACUUCCUGUCUGAGGAGAAUGCCAAGAGGAAGGGGGAGGGGGUGCUGGCCGAAUGCGAGAAGGAUGCAUGUUCUCCAGUUAGCGAAGGUGAAGAGUAUGGAGGUCCGCCGACUAAUACCUGUGGGGCCAAGAAUCUGCCAUCGUUGGGCGACAACGAAAUGCUGAUUGGCAAGUCGGAUAAAUCCAGCUACACAGCCACCCAUCCAAACUACGGUACAGUGGACAUGUCCUCGGGCAUCGAGUCGGACGAGACAGAAAGUGUCUACCUUCAGAAGCUAAAGAAGCUAAUGGGGCCUCGCUAUUACACUAUGCGAAUCCGCUUAGGUUUGCCAAGUAAAAUGGACCGACCGACGCCAUCUACUGGCCGAACAGUCACCCGCUGCGUUCUCCUCCUCUUCAUCCUCAUCUUUGGCUUCUGUUCACUCAUCAUAUUUGGUGCGAGCUGCAUUGCAGAGCGUCGCUGGUGGGCCAUAGUGCUGCUAGUGUUGUUAGUGCUGGUCAUCACAUUGCUAGUCUUCAUCAUUAUCCAGCAGCCUGAGAACCCCAAGCGUCUGCCCUACAUGGCGCCCUGUGUGCCCUUCGUCCCAGCAUCCGCUAUGCUGGUCAACGUGUAUCUUAUGCUUAAGCUGUCCAGCAUCACCUGGAUCCGCUUUGCCGUCUGGUGUUUUGUGGGUUUGUUGAUCUACUUCGGCUACGGCAUGUGGAACAGCACCCUGGAGAUCACUGCCUUGGAGGAGGAAGUCCAUGCUAGCACGUACCAGCGUUACGACAUGGGGGUAGACGACAACUUCGCUGUGGAUGAUGACCUUUACCCCUCAGGCGGAGGCUGGAGACCCCAGAGCCAGGGGGCCAAGCACCAGUCGCCCCGGGAGAACAGGGACCCCAAGGAGGCUCCGACGGACGGCCUGGACAGUCUAGAGAACCACAGGACCUCCUCAUCCCACAGCAGAGCCAAAAGCAAAGCCGGUAAAUCUGUCCCAGGCUUCGAGGCGCUGGUGGUGGACGACGACUUGGACGACCCACUGGAAUGAGAAUGUAAUGCUGAGUGUGUCCACAGAACCUGCAGAAACCCUUGGGCUAGAUGGUUACCUCUCCACAGCCAAUUCUCACUUUUAUUUCACUUCUGUUUUUCAUUUAUAUAUUUAUUUAUUUAUUUGCUGUUGUUCUUCACUGUCUGGGAUCACAAGCUUCUCCUUCAACUAUACCUGCAUAUUCUUUGCUCAUUCUGAGAUUCUUAUCACAUAAUGUGUACUUACUCCAAAGAUGGAGAUGCUCUUCACUUUCCUUUACGUUCUACAUUUGCCUCUCCUUACAACUGCCACCCGACUCUCGUUUGAUACCAUCAGAUUCACUGAGCACGUAAACAUUCCCAGUUAUUGCAGUAAUAUUCAUCAUAUGUUGAAGCUUUUGAAGAUGCACUUCCCUGUUAACUAUCACAGUCUCACAGCUUUUCCGGAAACGAGCCACUGAUGGCCUGCAGGAAGCUGUCAGGCAGUGAAGGUUAGAGCAUUUUCCUGCUGUUAGGUCGGAAUGUACCACUGCAUGAACAGUUGCCAGAUUUUGCUACUAGGGUCCAACUGUCCUGUCUUCUUUUGUCUUUUUAAAGCGGCAGCGCGUCCCAAAUGUGGUUGAUCAGCCAAGAUAUAUUUGGUAUCUGAAGGUGUUUCUUUAGUUUUAGCCCUGGAGCCAUAAGGCUAAUGUUGCCAACAAGCAAUGGAAGGUAAAAAUCCAAAAAUUUGUAUCUUUGCCUGAAUUUAGUCCACAUUUAUAUGGACUAAGAGUGUCAGAAAUCUAUUUUUGAUGUUACUUAACAACUCAACAUAAUAACUGAGGCAUGUUAUUUGGUGCACAGCUUCUAUUACUUGUUAGUGACAUUAGUAUCUUAUCUGAUCAACUGAGUUUGCCAAACUGCCCUUUUAAGAAGGCGAAAACAGAUGUUAUAGCCAUAAAAUGCUCCGCCCCCUCGCUGAGCCGAUUUUGUGCUGCUGACUGUUUUCCACAAAAGCCUGAGUGCGAACUGCAAGACUGUCUUCACAUCAUCCGAAGUCAUCCUCCACUUCCGCUCCGACGUCUAGCCCAAGAGGUGGCCACAAGUAGUGAUCGGACUUUGCUUGCGAUAGUGCCUUCAUCCGUCAGUGUGCGCUUUAUCUCUGAUCAUCACAACGCUCAUGCUUGUCUGGUCUACUUACAUCUGUGUCUUUCUUUUUCUUUGUCUUUUCUUUUUUGUGAAGUAAACGGCAUGAUACCAGC